AAGGCCAGAAGAAACCAGGGAUAGAGCCUGGGGAGAAGGGGGGUGGUAGCCAGAGGGUGAAGGCGGGGCCAGGAAGAGAGCAGGCUGCUGCAAACCUCAGAUAAUAUUCUGUCCAGCACAGCAGGGCUCAAUUUGGUCCACUUGCCCGGGGAGAAGAAGGAGAAAAAAAAAAAAAAAAGUGGGCUGUAACUUAAAGAUCUUAAGACUCCCAAGUGAGGGGUUGGUCUGGAGGUGGGAAGAGGGAGUGACCAGACAAGGAGGAGACAGAGACUCAGGAGGGCGCAAGGAAGCGUCUUAGCUGAGGCCAGGACAAGGCCGGAGAGGGUGGAGGGAAGUCUGCGGGAGCAGGCAUCCUCCAGGAUCCAGAGGCACCUCCUCCCGCUCGCUGGGAAGGGCUCUGGACACCCUCAGCCCUUCUUGUCUGCCCUGUGAGGCUCAAGCCAGAAGCUCCGGGCACUUGCUGAGUUGGUGCCACAGCCACGGAGCUGGUACCCCGGGGACCCCCUGCCCGUCUUCUCUCCACUGCCCAGCAUGGAGGAGGCCGGUGAUUUUGACAACUACUAUGGGGCAGACAACCAGUCUGAGUGCGAGUACACGGACUGGAAGUCCUCGGGGGCCCUCAUCCCUGCCAUCUACUUGCUGGUCUUCCUCCUGGGCACCACGGGCAACGGCCUGGUGCUCUGGACUGUGUUUCGCAGCAGCCGCGAGAAGAGACGCUCGGCUGACAUCUUCAUCGCCAGCCUGGCCGUGGCUGACCUGACUUUCGUCGUGACCCUGCCGCUGUGGGCCACCUACACGUACCGGGACUACGACUGGCCCUUUGGCACCUUUGCUUGCAAGCUCAGCAGCUACGUUAUCUUCGUCAACAUGUACGCCAGCGUCUUCUGCCUCACCGGGCUCAGCUUCGACCGCUACCUGGCCAUCGUGAGGCCCGUGGCCAACGCUCGGCUGAGACUGCGAGUCAGCGGGGCCGUGGCCACGGCGGUCCUGUGGGUGCUGGCCGCCCUCCUGGCCAUGCCGGUCAUGGUGUUCCGCUCCACCGGGGACCUGGAGAACACCACCAAGGUGCAGUGCUACAUGGACUACUCCAUGGUAGCCACUUCCAGCUCGGAGUGGGUCUGGGAGGUGGGCCUGGGGGUCUCGUCCACCGCCGUGGGCUUCGUGGUGCCCUUCACCAUCAUGCUGACCUGCUACUUCUUCAUCGCCCAGACCAUCGCCGGCCACUUCCGCAAGGAGCGCAUCGAGGGCCUGCGGAAGCGGCGCCGGCUGCUCAGCAUCAUCGUGGUGCUGGUGGUGACCUUCGCGCUCUGCUGGAUGCCCUACCACUUGGUGAAGACGCUCUACAUGCUGGGCAGCCUGCUGCACUGGCCCUGUGACUUCGACAUCUUCCUCAUGAACGUCUUCCCCUACUGCACUUGCAUUAGCUACGUCAACAGCUGCCUCAACCCCUUCCUCUACGCCUUCUUCGACCCCCGCUUCCGCCAGGCCUGCACCUCCAUGCUCUGCUGCGGCCGGAGCAGGUGCGGGGCCACCUCCCACAGCAGCAGCGGGGAGAAGUCGGCCAGCUACUCUUCCGGUCACAGCCAGGGGCCUGGCCCCAACUCCGGGAAGGGUGGCGAGCAGAUGCACGAGAAGUCCAUCCCCUACAGCCAAGAGACCCUUGUGGUUGAUUAGGACUGGGGUCAGAGAGGAGUCCGGUGUCCUCUGCCCUGCCCCGGCCUUUGCCCUUGCUCUCUGAAAGUCAGGUAGCAUGAUAGCACCUUCUCCCUUGCACUUGACCCUUUUCCCUGCUCCCUGCCUCCCUGCCCCCUCUUGUCUCCUUCCUCCUUGAGCCUUGUUCAGAGGUUUGUGGUUUAGUGGAAGGAGACUGAGGCCUGCAGACUCCUGCUCGGCCACUCGGUAUCUGUGAGGCGGACCUUGCACGAGUCUCUUGACCUCUCUGAGCCUCAGUUUCCCCAUUUGUAUAAAACGGGAAGUCAGGCUGGCUCAACUGAAGUGUGUUGCCCCCGAAUCCUUUUCUUGGAUACCCAGCUUUUUCUUUGCUCUCCUUUCUUCCUAAUGUUCUCUCCCUUCUCCCUGCCCCUGCUCUGCGCUCUAUCUGCACUUCCCACUCGGAAUCCUCACCUGCUGGCUCCAACCCCCUCUCCCGCAGCACACUCCUUCCCUCAAUCCCUCCUUCCUCCCCUUUUUGCCUCCUGGUUCUGCAGGGCUCCUAAGGGUUAAGAAUCCUGAAGCUUGCACACAGGGCCCCUGCUCUAGGUCUCGGGCUCCCUGACAGCGCAGCAGGGACUGGUGUCGGCCAAGUUAGCUCCAGCCUCUGCAGCUGGGAGCUGUGGAACUUUCCUGCAAACUGGAUCAGUUCACUGUCCUUUCAGGCACUAAGGAUCCCAGAAGGGGGACCUCCCUCUGGCAGCCCCUCCCUGAUGCCCACUAGCUGUGCUUUUCGCAGAUUUCCUCAGACCCUCUCUUCAGCCUCUAUUCCCUGUGGCAAUUGGAAGGCUACGGGGUGGGUGAGGGGAUGGCCGGCUCCUGGGUGUCAUUAUAGGAGCAGGGAGUCGGGAAGGGAACAUCAAGGAAGAAGGGAGUCUGUAUUUAGUCUACAUGCUGCUUGGCUUCCCUCUCCGAUUCCUCACCCCUCCAGCCUCCUCCAGAACUGUGAGCUGCAGGCCUCCGCACCACAGCCUGGCAUCCCCACGCAGGACACUUUCCUGGAGCACUGGGUGCUGCUGGGUGUCAAGAAUUGUGUGUGUGUGUGUGUGUGUGUGUGUG
Molecule: messenger RNA, 2769 nt
Organism: Zalophus californianus (California sea lion)
Lineage: Eukaryota; Metazoa; Chordata; Mammalia; Carnivora; Otariidae
Gene: APLNR
Product: apelin receptor
Exons: 1
Coding region: 532-1674 (380 amino acids)
Biological process (GO): G protein-coupled receptor signaling pathway; immune response
Cellular component (GO): membrane
Molecular function (GO): G protein-coupled receptor activity
Source: RefSeq, a predicted model, not a curated record